GUCUCUCCGUCAUGCAUUCUCAAAGUACCAAUCAGCUGGAUGUUGCGAACAACUCCCGUGUAGGCACCAAGCGCUAUAUGGCCCCAGAAGUCCUGGAUGAAACAAUUCAGGCGGACUGCUUUGACUCCUACAAAAGAGUCGAUAUUUGGGCAUUUGGACUGGUCCUCUGGGAAGUAGCCAGGCGCAUGGUUAGCAAUGGUAUAGUGGAAGACUACAAACCUCCAUUUUACGAUGUCGUUCCUAAUGAUCCUAGUUUUGAAGACAUGAGAAAAGUAGUUUGUGUGGAUCAGCAGAGGCCAAAUAUUCCCAACAGAUGGUUUUCAGACCCUACAUUAACUUCACUCGCUAAGCUCAUGAAAGAAUGCUGGUACCACAAUCCAUCGGCAAGAUUAACAGCUUUGCGUAUCAAAAAGACGUUGACCAAAAUUGACAAUUCCUUGGACAAGCUCAAAUCUGACUGUUGAUUUUUUUAAAAGCCACAAUGCUGGCAGACACAAAGAAGGACAUACAACUUGCUGGGAUUUGAUUCCAAGUGGCUUCAGGCAUCGGCACAGUUGUAUACCCAAACCAGCCAUUUGAGAGGAAACAGAGCCAUGUGAAUCUUAAUUAGCACCUGCCAUGGCAUUUUUGCAAAUGGCCAAUCAUUAAAGACUUCAAGCUGAAUCUCUGGUGGCCUAUGGAAGAAGAAGACGACAAAGGAGCCCUAAGACAAAAUCGGGGCAUUACAACCAUGGCUUUUAAUAUAUAUUUUUUAAUUCAGAAAAAGAAACAGAGUUAAUUUGUCUGUUUGAUGCUCCCAACAUUGACCCAUGGGACUGGACAAUUACAAUCCACAACUUUGCCUGCGUGUCUCUUCUUUGUUGCACUAAGGGAUUCCUUGCAUUCCUUCCUUGCACUGUUACAGUUUAAUUUUAAGGAACUGACUUGCCAAGAGUAGGAUUGGCUUUGUACACUUCGAUCUAUGUUUUUGGAUAUUAGGAAAUCAGUUUGGGCAACUGAACCCAUAACUGAGUCUUCUCCUCUUUCUCUUUUUAUUUUGUUAAGAUGCAUUUUACAUACGUGUACUGUUUACAGUAAGGCUGGACACUAGGAAUUGUUGAUGAGGAAACAUGCAGAUUUUAUUUAUUACUGGUGCAUUUAACAGUUUUUUAAAAAACUGAGGAAAAUGCAUACAGUUAAAGUUUAUUUUUAUGUAGCUUCUAUCACUUAUUACUGUCUCUUUUUUGUAAUAUCAUAUAAUCAGAAUUGGUUCUGUUUCUUUCCCCUGUUGAAUCAUUUAGACAUUUUAAUCACAUUUUUAAGUGCUUCACAUUUUAUAUGUGUAUGGUCUGUAACAUAUAUUUUCAGUUCAAAAUAUGCAAAACAUUUAUAUAUAAAUAUAUAUAAAUAUAAAUAUAUAUCUAAAUAUAAAGCCAUUACUCAAAUUAUGUCACAUCUUAGUACCUUAUUGAUUUAGAAGAACGGAUUAGCAAAGCAAAAGAGCAAACAAUAGUUCAUAAGAAAGUGCUGCUUCCUCCCUCCCCCAAUUUAUACAUAAUGAGUGUUUAAAUGUGGCAAGGAAUUGUUUUAAUUUGCUUUUUUUCCAUAUUAAGUAAUUGCUUGUAUAAAUGAAAGAGAAUGUUUCCCAUUGAAAUGAUAGGGAAGCAUUCUGCUAGUGCCUCCUGGGCUUAAGGUGAAGGUGGUGUACUUAAAUAGAAGCAUCACCAACAUAUUUAUCUGUGGGUGAUUCCCAUCCUGGACUGAGCUGUGCUGGAAAAUCUGCCAUCAUACAUUUUGGCCUAUGUGAUGGAAGAGUCUCUUGAGGUUUGCCAUGUUGGAACUGUCCCUCAGACAGGGGAUGCCAACAUUGAAUAUUCAUUCUGGAGCUGUGAUUUCCUAAUGGCAUGGUUAUUGAGUGAUGUAUGGAUAAAACAUGAUGUCUUCUGGCUGCUUUUUUAUAUCAAGUUUCCCAAGUAAAAAACUUUGAUUCUA
Messenger RNA from Thamnophis sirtalis, 1971 nucleotides. The record is from RefSeq and is a predicted model, not a curated record. NCBI's taxonomy places the organism in Eukaryota, Metazoa, Chordata, Lepidosauria, Squamata, Natricidae.